AUGUUACCACCAUCAAAUUAUGUUUAUUAUACAUGGACAGAUCCAUUACAACCAAUAGAAUUAUUUGUAUCAUGUGGAUCUAAGUCAAUUAAAUUAGACUUUACUUCUCCAAAUGGUAUAUUUGGUGAAGAUGGUGGACAUAAAAUAGCUUAUAGCAUAUUUGUUGAUGGCAUUCAAACGGGUUUACUCUUUUCUGAGGCUGUAAAUUUAUAA
This is a messenger RNA of Rotaria socialis, 213 nucleotides long. Lineage: Eukaryota; Metazoa; Rotifera; Eurotatoria; Philodinida; Philodinidae. The record is from the annotation of a GenBank genome assembly.